GGAAGAGGGCGGUUUUUUUUUUCUUUCUGUCAUUUUGUUCAUUCAUUUAUUCGUUCAUUUUUAUAUGCUUUCCGAAACCAGUUAAUGAGGCAACGUAGUGUAGUUGUUAAGACUGCAGACUCUGGAGACUGACUGUCUUGAUUUUCCCUCUCAGCUGUUUCUGACAUUAGGCAAGACAGUGGGCCUCACCUUCCACAUCUGAAAAAUGGGAUAAUAAUUUUGUCUACUUAUAGGGUAGUUGGGAGAAUUGAAUUAAACAGUAAAGGCAAAGGCUGGCACAUAGUGGGCACUAAUUAAAUGCCAGAUAAUUACUGUGUUGCAGACACUGUACUAAGAUUGUGGUCGUGAGGGAUAGAUGAGAGAAUAAAAUUGAUUGCGAUGAAUACUAGUUAAGUCUAGGGAUAAAUGCUGUGACAGAGAUAUGCAAAGUGCUGUGAGAAUAUAAUGAAGGAGGAUGUACUGGGUAGGUGAUGGAAGGUGGUGACUUAAGCUAUACUUAAGAAUGAAGACAAGUCUGCCAGGGAUGUGGUGGGUGGCAGGGCAUUGCUGACAGAGAUCACAGCUUAAAGAGUCAACUGUGGAAAUGCAUGGCAUUCUUAAAAUGAGUAGUAUGAUACCGUUAGAACUAGGGUGGUCAUUGUCUCCAGGAAUCUCUUCCUUUGUGCUUCCACUGCACCAGGUCUGCACCUCUAGAACAGCACUAAGCCCACACUUUCAUAUUGAAGCGUUCUGUUUAUGUUUUUCUCCCUCACCCCAGGUCGGAGAUCUUGGCCUUAGUCUUUGUCUCCUCACAUAAUACCUGGCAUUUGAUAAAUGUUUGUUGAAUUUGAAGAGACAUAUGGGCAAUGAAUCUGGAAAGGGAGAACAUCUUCGGUCCUACAGUGUUGGUGACACUGACAUUUUUCUGAGUGGUCCUGAACAACCUACUUUUUAUGUAAAUAACGGGCUAGACUUCAUAUUUUUCACUACAGAAGUUUAUAACCUACAGUUGCCAGAGAUUUAAAGACACUAGUUUAGGAUAUCAUCUACAUUUAACUUGGAAGCUCUUCCUUUCUUAUUCCAAAAUGUUGAGAUACUGGGGAGAGAUACCAAUCUCAUCAAGCCAGGCCAACAGAAGUUCCUUUGAUUUGCUCCCACGGGAGUUCCGUCUGGUGGAAGUCCAUGACCCUCCUCUGCACCAACCCUCAGCCAACAAGCCCAAGCCCCCCACUAUGUUGGACAUCCCCUCAGAGCCAUGCAGCCUCACCAUCCAUACCAUUCAGCUUAUCCAGCACAACCGACGUCUGCGCAACCUCAUUGCCACAGCUCAGGCCCAGAAUCAGCAACAGACAGAAGGUGUAAAGACUGAAGAGAGUGAACCUCUUCCCUCCUGCCCUGGGUCACCUCCUCUUCCUGAUGACCUCCUUCCUUUAGACUGUAAGAAUCCCAAUGCACCAUUCCAGAUCCGGCACAGUGACCCAGAGAGUGACUUUUAUCGUGGGAAAGGGGAACCUGUGACUGAACUCAGCUGGCACUCCUGCCGGCAGCUCCUCUACCAGGCGGUAGCCACAAUCCUGGCCCAUGCAGGCUUCGAGUGUGCUAAUGAAAGUGUCCUGGAGACCCUAACUGAUGUGGCACAUGAGUACUGCCUUAAGUUCACCAAGUUGCUGCGCUUCGCUGUGGAUCGGGAGGCUCGGCUGGGGCAGACUCCUUUCCCUGAUGUUAUGGAGCAGGUAUUCCAUGAAGUGGGCAUUGGCAGUGUGCUCUCCCUCCAGAAGUUCUGGCAGCACCGCAUCAAGGACUAUCACAGUUACAUGCUACAGAUUAGUAAGCAACUCUCUGAAGAGUAUGAAAGGAUUGUCAAUCCUGAGAAGGCCACAGAGGACACUAAACCUGUAAAGAUCAAGGAGGAACCUGUGAGCGACAUCGCCUUCCCUGUCAGUGACGAACUGGAGACUGACCUUGCUUCUGGAGACCAGUCACUGCCCAUGGGAGUCCUUGGGGCUCAGAGUGAGCGCUUCCCAUCCAACCUAGAGGUUGAGGCUUCGCCACAGGCUUCAAGUACAGAGGUAAAUGCUUCCCCUCUUUGGAAUCUGGCCCAUGUGAAAAUGGAGCCUCAAGAGAGUGAAGAAGGCAAUGUCUCUGGGCAUGGCGUGCUGGGCAGUGAUGUCUUCGAGGAGCCCAUGUCAGGCAUGAGUGAAGCUGGGAUUCCCCAGAGCCCUGAUGACUCAGACAGCAGCUACGGUUCCCACUCCACUGAUAGCCUUAUGGGGUCCUCCCCUGUUUUCAACCAGCGCUGCAAGAAGAGGAUGAGGAAAAUGUAAAAGGAAAAGAGAGAGAUUUUCUGUCCAAACCUACAAGACCCAACAGAAAACCUUGAUUAUUCAAAUUUGUUUUGAUAAAAAUGAUUUGACUCUUAUUCUUAAACACAGUGGGUUUUCCUGAUUUCAGUGGAACUGGAUUUAACAAAACAAGUUUGCAUUUUACUUUUGCAUCCAUUUUUUGUAGUUUUCCACAACAACCAAGCCACCUUUCAGACAGACCACGACGCUGGGACCGUAAUCAGGAAACCAAAGCACUGUCCCUGACUGUUGUCUUUACUGUGUGGUUAGACAAGUUACUUAGCUUCUCUAGAGCCAUUUCUCUUGCACAACCGAGAAGAAUAAUACCGCUUUGACGUACCUUGCAGGGAUGUUGUGAAGAUCGAGAUGUUAUUAAACCUCAAAUCUGUGCUUGAACAGACUCACAAGUAAAUAUAUGCUGAUAGCAAAUGUCAAUUUUUUAACUUGCUUCAUUUUUUGGUUGAAGUCAUUAGGAAUCCAGUACUAAUACCUAACAGGAAAUAACUAAACACUGCACAACUUACCUAUCAGUAGUCUUUUUAAAACUGUUUUUGCUGCCCAUGAAGUCUCACAAAAUCAGAGAUCUGUGGUGACAGCCAUUUUGCACAUUCAGACAGCCCUCUCCUAUUUCACCCAUGUAUUUCUUCCUUUUCUAGACUUAUUCCAUCUAUCCCUAACCUUUUUAUUUCCACUCAGAUAUUUUAUAUUUUCACCAUGUACAUUUUCUCAAUUGUUUCUUUCACUUUCUCUUUUGUGAAUGAAGUAAACAGGACCUUCCAAGGA
Messenger RNA from Diceros bicornis minor, 3104 nucleotides. RefSeq names its product SPT7 like, STAGA complex subunit gamma (gene SUPT7L). Gene Ontology annotation, molecular function: transcription coactivator activity; protein heterodimerization activity. The transcript is spliced from 5 exons. Lineage: Eukaryota; Metazoa; Chordata; Mammalia; Perissodactyla; Rhinocerotidae. Gene Ontology annotation, cellular component: SAGA complex. The record is from RefSeq and is a predicted model, not a curated record. Bases 1065 to 2303 code for a protein of 412 amino acids.